AGCUCCCGUCAGCCCCGUGGUUUCCGUUUCGUAAACAUAAAUGACCAAUGCGCGUCUGUAUAAGUAGUACUCGUCUUGCUGCAGCAUCGCGAUGCCCGAGGGUCCGGAGCUCCACUUGGCCAGCCUGUUUGUGAACAGAGUGUGCGCAGGUGUGGUUUUUAGCGGACAUGUGGAAAAGUCAGACGUCAGCAAAGGACCCCAGGUGCCGUUUUCCAGCGAUGCCUACCGCAUCAGUGCUACCUCCAGAGGGAAGGAAGUCCGCCUCACACUCACUCCCAUCAAAAGUGAUAGAAAAAGCAAAGUCAAAGCAGAGGAAGACCAGCCGCCAAUGGAUGUGGUCUUCCGUUUCGGAAUGUCCGGCUAUUUCCGUUUCACAGCAGUGGACGAGCUCCCAAAACAUGCGCAUGUUCGAUUCUACACCAAUGAGGACCCCCAAAGGGCGCUCAGCUUUGUAGACACUCGCAGAUUUGGCAGCUGGCAACCCAAUGGGAUUUGGCAGCGAGAUAGAGGGCCAUGUGUCAUGUUCGAGUAUGAGAGCUUUAGGGAGAAUGUUUUGUCCAACCUAUCAGACAAGGCAUUCGACAGGCCCAUCUGUGAGGCUCUGUUAAAUCAGAAGUACUUCAAUGGGAUUGGUAACUACUUGCGGGCAGAGAUUCUUUACAGAGCAAAUAUCCCUCCCUUUGUGAAGGCAAGGUCUGUGCUAGAGGGACUCUCCGCAAAAGAUGAAAAGACAAAGGAAGUUAAAGAGGCGGCUGCAGAGAAGUGUGAUGCAGCUGGAAAGAGGGAGGUGAAAACUGGGUGCUCGGACAUUCUUUCGCUUUGCCACAGCGUACCUCUGGAGGUGAUAGACCUUGGUGGAAAAGGGUAUGAUCCAGGGGAUGCCGAUUUCACAGAAUUUGAAAGCUGGUUGCAGUGUUAUUAUGUAGAUGGAAUGAAUUCAAUCAGUGACCACAAUGGAAGAACUAUAUGGUUUAAGGGUGACUCUGGUCCUAUGGCACCUAAAGGUUCCAAAUCUCUCAAGACAAAGAGGAGAAUAAAGAAAAGUGAACAUGACUAUACAGAUUCAAAGAAGGCUGCCAAAAAGAAGCGAACUGGGAGCAUUUCAAAUGAAAAGCCUGUAAAGAAAGAUCCAGGCCCUGUAAAGAAGGUAAAGUAUGUGCCUAGGAGACAGAGUGGCACUAGGAGACAGAAUGCAAGUAAGAAAAGACUUGAUACAGAAGCAGCUGGUGAGAACAAAAUACCUAAAACGCGCAAGAAAAGCAACUCGACAGGGCCUCAGACUAGCAAGGCUAAGAGCACGAGAAGGCAGAGUGUACAAGAAAGCAACACUAAACCUAAGAGGACCACCAGAUCCCAGAAAAAGAGCAGUACAGAAGCUUAGGAUCAUUUUUAGAAGUAGUCGAAGAUGUGUUUAGAUAUUAGUAACCAUUUGGAAGUAUGUAAAUACAAAAUUGCGGGGCCACCACAGAUGGGUAGCUGUGCAAUAGAAGAGAAACCCUUCUUAAACAAACUUGCCAUACAUGCAUCAGGAUGCAGAAGACUAAGAUCAACUACUGUAUGGGACCACUACUAUCAUUUUCUGUCUAUAUUUUGUAAAAGGAUAAAUAAAAGGUGUUUCUAAA
Molecule: messenger RNA, 1622 nt
Organism: Colossoma macropomum (tambaqui)
Lineage: Eukaryota; Metazoa; Chordata; Actinopteri; Characiformes; Serrasalmidae
Gene: neil1
Product: nei-like DNA glycosylase 1
Exons: 10
Coding region: 92-1381 (429 amino acids)
Biological process (GO): base-excision repair
Cellular component (GO): nucleus
Molecular function (GO): nucleic acid binding; DNA-(apurinic or apyrimidinic site) endonuclease activity; DNA N-glycosylase activity
Source: RefSeq, a predicted model, not a curated record